UUUUAUUUCUUAUACUCUGUCAAGAUAAUAGUUCCUGCAUUUUAAAAUGAGUUUCAUUUUACUCGAUACAUAGGAGUUGGUACUUUGUCACGUAAUGGUGGCACUACGUAACACUCAAUAAUCCAGACAACUGUGUCAAGAUAACAUUCGUGUGCGUGGGCUCACGACCUCCUCGUUCCUGGCGUAGGAGGAGCAUAACUAGUAUAAUCCAUAAAAACCGCGAAGUUGUGAUGACAUGAAAGAUCACAGAAAGACAUUUUUAGCCUUGGUGUAUGCGUGAUAUGUCAUUACGUUGAUGGAUCCACCCGUCGGAAUGAUUUUGUUGCUAAGUUUGUAUUUUUUUAGCAAUAUUUUAUGGUUAUAUGAGCAUUAGUAAGAGAGUGUGAUCUGAGGAAUAGUGAGUCAUUCAGCUGUUCUUCACUCUAACAUGACUUUAAAGAAACCAUUGUAUCUGGUUUUGAUUUGGAUUGUCAUCAGUGAUGUUGGAGUGGUUGUUCAUUCAAAAAGAAUUCAUAAUCAAGAUGAUACUUCAUAUGAAUCAGAUCUGUUACAUGAUCAAGUUUCCUGGCCAGCUAAUGGAAGGAAAAGCUCUCACCAUCCUAGCUAUAGACAAAACAAGUUUUCUUUAUUGCGCAGUGAAAGGAGGAAUGAUCAGUUAAGAAGAUCAAUGGAUAAAAAACCAAACAUAAUUCUUGUGAUAACUGAUGACCAAGAUGUAGAACUUGGAUCUUUGAACUUUAUGCCUAAAACCUUGAGAAUACUUGGGGAAGGUGGUGCUCAUUUUCCAAAUGCCUAUGUAACAUCUCCAAUGUGUUGUCCUUCUCGAAGUUCAAUGUUAACUGGUCUUUAUGUUCACAACCAUAAUGUUUACACCAACAAUGACAACUGCAGUUCUCCACAGUGGCAACAAGAGCAUGAGACAAGGACAUUUGCUACUUACCUAAGUAAUGCUGGGUACCAAACAGCUUAUUUUGGCAAGUAUCUGAAUGAAUAUAAUGGUAACUACAUACCACCUGGUUGGAGAGAAUGGGCAGGUUUGAUAAGGAACUCAAGAUUCUACAACUAUACAAUUAAUAUGAAUGGCAGCAAAAUCAAACAUGGUGAUGAUUAUUAUCAAGAUUACUACCCUGACUUGAUUGCUAAUGAUAGUGUGAAGUUUUUACGACUAUCAAAACAACACUUUGCCAACAAGCCUGUCAUGCUGGUAAUGUCUUUUCCUUCCCCACAUGGGCCUGAAGAUUCUGCUCCCCAAUAUUAUCAUCUCUUCCAUAACAUUACUACCCAUAGGACUCCAAGUUGGAAUUAUGCUCCAAAUAAUGAUAAACAAUGGAUUCUUCGUCACACUGGGAACAUGGAACCUGUUCAUAUGAAGUUUACAGAUAUUCUGCACACGAAAAGACUCCAGACCUUACAGUCUGUAGAUGAUGCCAUAGAAAAGCUGUACAACGAGCUGAAGAAACUUGAAGAACUUGAAAAUACGUAUAUCUUUUAUACAUCUGACCAUGGCUAUCAUUUAGGGCAGUUUGGCUUAAUUAAAGGAAAAUCACAGCCAUUUGAAUUUGAUGUACGUGUACCUUUCUUAGUGAGAGGACCUUUUGUUCCUAAAGGAGUUCGAAUAUCCGACGUUGUUUUGAACAUAGAUUUAGCUCCAUCAUUCCUAGAGUUGGGAGGAGUUGUACCACCUGAACACAUGGAUGGAAUGUCCAUAGUACCCCUACUAAAAGAUGCUUAUGAACAAUUCAGCAAGUCCAGGGUAGCAACAAAAGAAAUAAAGCCUAAAAAGGGCUGGAGGGGAAGUUUCCUUAUUGAAAGAGGGAAAGGUACCAAAGACUUCAAUACAUUUGAACCAGAAAAAAUAUUCAGUAAACGAAAGAUGAUUGCAGAAAAAUGUGGAAAUCAAGAGUAUUCUUCUCCAUGUCAGCCCUACCAGAAAUGGGAGUGUAUACGUGAUGGUUAUCGCUGGCGGGUACGAAAGUGUCGUAAUGUUUAUGCUCAUCAUAGAAGAAAUAGAAACAAGAGGAGAAAAAACUGUUGGUGUGUAAAUGAAGGUACUAUCAGACCGUAUACAGACAGAGCUUUAGAAGCCAAACAACGAGUUCAGAGUGAGGUGUCCUUUGAUUUCUUGAGUGAUACAACCAGGGAGUUUUCGAUGAAUGCAGAGGAAAGGAAACUCCAGAGAAAAUUUCUUAAGGAACAUGUUCGUCAUGGCUUCAGACCCAUCUUCAUUGGAUCCCGCAAGAUAAGAGAUACUUCUGGUCAAAAGCCAGUAAAGAGUUUUGAUGGUGUAACACAGUUAUCACAUUGGUUGGAUCUUACUGUUGAGAACUCUGUAAAUUCAGAGGGCAACUCCAGUACUGAAAUCAAAUGGUAUGGUGAAGAUGAUCUUAGCAGUUCCGAGUCUGGUGAUAGUGGAGAACUUGUGUAUAGAAACACUAAGCAUAGAAUUUCUGAAAGAUCUGUGUCUAAACUUUCACAAUCACACGUGUAUCAUUCUAACUUCUAUUCACCUGGUUGUGUGGCUCUCUCAAACAAUUCAGUAAUUUGUGUGGACCCAGUUUAUUAUGACCAAAAGAUAUGGAGGAAAAAUAAAAAUCAAAUUGAUGUAGCAAUCAAAGACCUGAAAUAUAAGCUUUUGGAACUGAAGGGGCUGAGACGUCAACUGAAGAAAAAACGACCUAUGAGUGGUACAAAAAAUAGUGGUUAUCUCAAACAAGGAAAUGAUGGUUAUCCUUUAAGUUUUAGUCAGAGAUGUUACUGUGAAGAUGAUGCACAUCAAAAACCAAAGGCAUGGAAACAAGAACAACGUGAGCUAAGAAAACUUGCUCGUCAACGUAUAAAGGAGGCUCGUUCAAAACAAAAAGAAAAAGAGAAUCGACGUAAGGCCAAAUACAAGAAAUUUGACUGUAAUACUGACAAGAUGAACUGCUUCACACACAAUAAUGAUCAUUGGAAAACUCCACCAUAUUGGACAUAUGGUCCUUUCUGUUUCUGUCAGAACUCAAACAACAAUACAUACUGGUGUUUGAGGACCAUUAAUGCUUCUCACAACUUCCUUUACUGUGAGUUCAUCACAGGAUUUAUCAUGUAUUUUGAUUUGAAAAUGGAUCCUUAUCAGUUAACAAAUGCUGUUUACAACUUAGAAUAUUUUGAACUACAAGAUAUGAGACGGCAAUUAAAUAGACUCAGGAGGUGUACAGGAACUCAGGAAUGUUUCAUAACUUCAACAUUACCAGGUCAGGGACGAAGAAAAGGUAGCAUUCCUAUCCUUUCUUCAUGGCCUUCAGAAAGACAUCAUCAUCGAGGAAGAGACAGAUCAUGGUUUCCUAGUGAGAAAAGGAAUCAAGGAUAAAGACAAAUGAAGUAUUUUUUAAUAAGCUAUGAACAAAUGAGAGCAAAUUAAACAAUACUAACUUAUUACUUAUGAAAUAAUGAGGUUCACUUGUUAUGAAAUAAGGCAGAUUUAAAAUUACAUUGUUAAAUGACCUGGACCAAGUAAAGGUGUUUCUGAUUAACAGGUAAAAUAAUGAUUACUUUUCUUUGAGGUGAGGGUGUAUUACAAGUAUCUUAAUAUCAGCCAUUGUAUUAUGUAAGUAUAAAGAACAAACACAUAAUAUACUUUUGUUUGUUUAUUGUUAAGCACAAAGCUACACAAUGGGUUAUCUGUGCUGUGCUCACCAUGGGUAUUGAAACCCGAUAUUUAGUAUUAUAAGCGAUCAGACUUGCUGUUGAGUCAUUGAUAGUCAUAUUUAAAAUACAGUUACAAGAAAAAACUUUUUAAUAUAAAAAAAAAAAAAAGCAUCUUUUAAAAUAUGUAUGUCGGCAAGGAUAGAUCUAAUGGAUGUUCGUAAAUCAUGUGACGUCAUAACCACCUUUAAAAUAUCAGUUUACCUUACACUUUUUUUUUUUAACUACUUAUGGUAAAGUAACUUAAACUUCAAUUAAAAAUUAUAAAAAAAAAAGAAACUGCCUUAGUUCAGAGCAAUUGAGUAUUCAAAAGUAUCGUACAUUAUUGAUUUAUGAAACUUGUGUAUUAAUAAGGAUUUGUUGACAAGAAGUUUUUCACCUUUGGAGUGGAGAAAAGAAAAUGUAUAUUUUUGAAAUAUUAGUCUAUUUGUUAGGUUUCAAGAUGUUUAGCUUGAAUAGUCAACAAAGUGAAUGAAAAAAUAUUGAAUUACUGUUUUUCUGGUUUGUUUAUUUCUAAUUUUUUUUAUAAUGUUUCAUUUUUGAAACUGUGUACCAUGCAAGAUUUUUAUGAAAUUUAAGAUAUGUAAAAUAUAUAUGUAACAAGUUCUCUGUAUUAUAUUAAAAUACAACAAGCUUUUAAUGUUGAUAUAUAAGAAACUAACAAAAUGAACAUUGAAAAUUAAACAUUAGUUUUUAAAAUAAUAAAAUUCAUAGUUGUGUACCUAGGGAUCCAUCCAGAUAAAUAGUUCCAUAAUUUUGAACAUUUAGAUGUUCUUUCAAAAUGUAAAAUUUUGUUUUUGAUACUCAGUAGUGUUUUUAUAAUUCUUUCUUCAAGGUUUUAAUACAAUUGCUCUGAAAUAUUACUUAUUUAAAAUUAUAUUAGUUCUUCAAAGGCUGUGAAAACAUGUUAUGUUGUCAGUUAAUGUAUAUUGUAAUUUUUCUAACAUUAUGCAUUUUGUACAUCAAAUUUUUGUAAAUUUUAUAUUUUUGUUAUGGCAUUAUUUGUGUAACUCAAAAAUCUUACUUAAAUUUACUAUUCUAUAUGAGUAGCUUAUAGUUAAAACAAGACUAGAAUGAGCUUCUAAAAUUAAAAUUGAAUUCCAUAUAAAAAAAAAAAAAAAAUCAUUAUUUUGGUGUCUGUAUAACUUACCAUUCAAAGAAAGCAUCUAUAAUUGAUUUUUAGUUUUUCUGUUUGAUUAAAUUUAUGUUUCUAGAGGUUGCAGAAACUUUCAUGUUAUUUAAACACAUUGAUUUUACAUUGAGUAUUUGAAAAUUAUCCAAAUUUUGGUUUUGGGUACAAAUGCUUUAUAAUUUAACUCUUAACUCUUUUAAACCCAUAAUUCUUUGCAUGUUCUGCCAAAAUUAUUUUCAUGAUGUCCUAAUAAUUACCACCUACCUUAUAAAAUUUCUGGUCUAUUUAUAAAAGAUUGAUCAUAAUAUGGUUUGGAUUAGUUUUUCACAAAGAGACAUAAAUGUUAUCAGACUCCAUCACUGGCUGAUGGGUAAAUUGGGAUUUUUGGUUGGAUGGUGGCAGCAUCCAUUCUGGGUUAAAGAAGUUAAUAUCUUUAAGAAAACAAAGAUCCCUGUUGAUACCAUUAUUUGUCAUUUUAGUGAGGUGAGAGUUUGACAAUGAUAGUUCACUGUAAAAAGAAAUUAGUGCAUUAAGACGUAAAUUCUGGUGUUUUUACUAGUUUUCCAUGUGACUGAUAAUUAUGUUCUUGCAAGUUCUGUGAAAACUUUUAUUAUACAUGUGAAAUCUUCAAACACUUAUCACAAAGCUUUCAUAAGACUGGUGUCUAAUUACUUGGAUAUUGCCAAAAGUUGUGUCAAUUAAUGAUUUAUUAAAUGGCUGUCAAAAAAGUCAUCAAAAUGUAUUUGUGCCAUUAUCUGUUAACAGCCUUUUGCUUAACAUUUAGUUGUAGCUUAGUUGAAGAUGAUAUAUCUUAUAAAGACAUUCACACCAUUAAUAACCAUGUACUUCUACUAACUAUUAAAAAUGUAAGCAAAAUUUUUACAGAUCUGAUACAUAAACUGAUGACAAGAGAAGGAAGAUUUCAUUUGUCAUAAAAUUCGUUUUAUAUAUCCUGCUUUACCAAAUAGACAAACUUUGACAUAACUUAUCAAGUAUGUUUGAAAAGGAGCUCGGUAUACAACAAAAAAUGUACACAUCAAUUAGUGGAUCAGUAAUUUUAAAUUGCAUGAAACAUGCUAAAACAUCUGAAGUUGAGAGAACAAAUUAAAGAAAGGUGGAAAAAUCAGUGUGUGUGAAUUUAUUGCAAUGAUUCAGAUAUUGUAUAUGAGAUAAGUUGGUGAUAUUAAAAACUUGAUAACACACCAUCUGGAAAAAUUAAGAACAACCAAAAUGCUGUAGGUGUGUGAACAAACAUUCACUUGUUGGAAAUGACACAUUCAUGGUGACUUCACUGCCAUGUAGCCACAUGGGAAAGGGCACCAUCUGUAAAAUCUUAGCAUGUGUUUUACAUGAAUGUGAGUAUUUUAAAAGGACUACUUUACACAAGCCACAUAUCACCAAGGACAAAUUAAAACUUUUUUAUUGUUAUUCCAUUUUAUUGUAUGAUCUUCUCCAACAUAAUGGUAGGUAGAUUGGUAUUACAGAAUCUUCUGUAUCAGUUGUGCAACCAAUAAAAAAAAACUGCCAUUAGUUUUAUAUAUUGGAUUACAAACAUACAA
This is a messenger RNA of Limulus polyphemus (Atlantic horseshoe crab), 6375 nucleotides long. RefSeq names its product putative extracellular sulfatase Sulf-1 homolog. The transcript is spliced from 18 exons. Bases 428 to 3349 code for a protein of 973 amino acids. Gene Ontology annotation, molecular function: N-acetylglucosamine-6-sulfatase activity; glycosaminoglycan binding. Lineage: Eukaryota; Metazoa; Arthropoda; Merostomata; Xiphosura; Limulidae. The record is from RefSeq and is a predicted model, not a curated record.